AUGUCUGGACUUAAUGCUUCCCUCGGAUACUUCCUUUCUGCUGUGAUCUUUGCAGCCUUUGUCAGAGCACUUCUUAGAAAAUGGCCUCGGUUCAGCUUUGUUUCAGAGUUUUCCUCCUCAUUCAUGCUGGUCGCGUGUUGGCUGGAGGUGCAGACCAUAGUGGAGGUGGGCGAGUGGGCCGGGGGCCUGGGUCCUGAUGUGACGGUGACCAUACUGUUUGUGGUGCUGCUGACCCAUGGUGUGAUUUGUGGCGGGACGUCGGGGAAUCCGAGCCUGGCUGUGCAGAAGUUCCUGCAGCUGGAGGCUUCCUUCCUGCCCACCCUGCUCGCCGUGGCGGCUCACUUUGCCGGGGCGCACCUGGCCCUCCUUGUGGCCGUGUUCUACUGGGGCCUGGAGCUGACCGACAUGCACAUGAUCAAAAACCUGAUGACCAGCGAGUGCAGUACGUCCCUGCAGGUCCCUGUGCUUCAGGGCUUCUUUACGGAGUGCACCUGUGCGCUCAUCUUGCACCUGGUUCACUUGAGCCUGAGACGCAGAUCGGCUCUGAUCCGGGUCCCCCUGAUCGCCGUCCUCCUCACGUUCCUGUCCUACACUGCCAAAACCUACACUUCGGCUUACAUGAAUCCAUCUUUGGCGUAUGGGCUCACCUUCCACUGCCCGGGAUUUACCUUCACCGAGUAUGCCGUGGUCUACUGGCUCAGCUCUCUUACAGGCAUGACUUUGGCUCUUCUCCUUUACAUGGGCCAUAUUCCGAGGAUCUUUGCCAAAAACCUUCUGUACUUCCAGAAGACACGCUUCAGAGUGCCAAAAGGAGAGAAGGCAGAAAAAAAGAAAAUGUGA
Molecule: messenger RNA, 840 nt
Organism: Menidia menidia (Atlantic silverside)
Lineage: Eukaryota; Metazoa; Chordata; Actinopteri; Atheriniformes; Atherinopsidae
Source: the annotation of a GenBank genome assembly